Messenger RNA from Botrytis deweyae, 1215 nucleotides. RefSeq lists its product as uncharacterized. The transcript has 2 exons. The record is from RefSeq and is a predicted model, not a curated record. Bases 1 to 1215 code for a protein of 404 amino acids. NCBI's taxonomy places the organism in Eukaryota, Fungi, Ascomycota, Leotiomycetes, Helotiales, Sclerotiniaceae.
AUGCCCAAUCUCGAAACAAGCCAAUCAAUCGGGUUGGAGACUCCCGCUAUAUCUCUUGGAGCUCCUUCUCGUAGUUCCAGUCCCGAGAGUGAUACGUUGAGCCCGCCACUCUCAUCUGGCUCUUUCAAGCGGUCACUCAAAAGUCGUAUUGUGCCACCGACGUUAGUUGGCAUUUCAGAGGAGGGGGUAGUGCAGAAGUUUGUUAAGAUGACUCCGACUAUGAAUGUUUUGGGUAAAGGCAAUGGUUUGGAACUUACCACUUUUACUCAAUAUGAAGCUGUUCCUCAAUUGAUCGAUAUUUCUAUUCCUUCAAAGGAUAAUGAAAUUGAUACCACAGAAGCUAAUGAACAACCUAUACUCAUGAUACUCAUGAUGACGCGUUCCGCCAGUGUAGGAUCACAAUCUGCUCCCGGUAAGAGACCAAAAGUCAAGACAUACAGACCCUCUAAACCUUUGGCACAUCAAGAGGGGCGCAAGUUUAAGCAGACUGAGAACGAAAACGAUGACAUUUUUGAAGACGCACUUGUUGGAUCAAAAACCUAUAUAGAAGCCUACUCUAAUUUCAAUACUGCGCCAUCAACACCAACAAAGCGUUUAUCAGCGACUGAGAAAUUUGAUAUGGAUGGAUCACACGAUACUAAGCCCGAAUUUCCCACUGGUACAACUAUCAAAGACUUUGGUGCGUUGCCCGACCAUCUUAGAGGGCCUUGCCUUGAAGUCAGCCCUAGAACUAGCCUUUUGGAUGGUCCAUCUGGUGUUCCGAACGUGGAUAAACUUUUGUCUAUGAACAAGCGUGAUAGCUCCCUAGAAUCAUCGCUCAUGAGACCUCUCGAAGCAGUACCUGAAGGCUCGAUAGUAACAUCUUCAUUGUCAGAGGUGCCGACAGAAGUAACGGAAGACAUCAUCGGACAAUCGGAUGGUCCUGCUCAAGUUCCAUCUAUUGCAGCUAUUGAACCAAAUGUUGGUGGCGAUUCUCCAAUUCCAGAGUUGCCCGUCGCCCCAAUUGCAAAAGAUAAGAAGGAUGAAAAGCGCACACAUAAAGUUAUUAAUAAGUUUCGAUCGGGAGUACGCAAGGGUAGAUAUCGUUGCCUAAGAACACCUGUAUUGGUGGUGAUUCUAGGAAAGGAGCUUUCAAAGCCAACCAAAGUAGCCAUUCAGAAUAUCGCAAACGGAUUGCCGUCAGGAAUUGGUGAUGUAAAUCCCCUUCCCGUGUGA